GAUCAACAACAAACACAGAUUACAGAGUAGAUCAACAACCUGUUGUGAAGUUCGUGUAAUUAAAAAAAAAUUGGAUGAAAAACUUGGAAAAAUCGUGACCGUAAAACCGUUGCUAUAUAUGUCUAUCGUCAAUAAUUUCAAGUGAUCGUAAUAUAUUCGUACAACUUUCUAUUAUAAUUCAUUAUUUUGGAAACUAUAAACAUGAGAAUUUUUUUUGAAAAUUCAAGUAUAUUGGCUGAAAAAGUUAAAGCCGCUUUGGAAGGAAACGAUAUCAAUUUGGCAGUUUCUCUAUUAGAGGAUACUCAAAAUUAUGCUGCUGUGAAGACUGGUUCAUCUGAGCUCGUACCUGUUAUAGCAAAAUAUGUAUGCUCAGAGUAUGAAAGUGAAAAUAGUGACUUAUUCACUGCAUGUAGUAAAUUACUUGAGAAAGUUGUCGAAGUUGCUCUUGUCGAAGAUAUUUUAGUUCAACUUCUUGAGCUGGUUGAAAUAUCUGAUUCAACUAACUUGUCUAUUAUUUUAACGAAUGUGUUCAAAGUUCUUCGAAGAGCUCCCAGAGAAAAAACCAAGUUACUUGGGUGGUCUGUCAAUUCAAUACAAGUACGUCUAAAUAAGUGCACGAUUCCAGAAUAUGGUGUAACCUCAGUAAGGUCUGACAAUGAUGUUUUUUAUAUUGAAAUUCUUUAUCAAGAUGUUCUCCAUUUCUAUGAUUUGAUUAUUCCAUUUUAUUCAGAAUAUUUCCUGACAAAUGAAGAAUACAGAUUGAUUUUAAUCAAAUAUUUGAUUCAAUUAUUGGCUAAGCCAAUGGGAUAUUUGGAUUUAGGCCCACACAAUGAAAAAACUAAAUUGAGAAAAAUGGCUGAAAAUAUAGUAAGAAAAAUAUUGUCAAUUUGCAAUGAUCCUUUCACAUAUCUGAGCAUGGAUGAAGAAGAUUCACUCAACCCAACCAUAUUUGCAUAUGGUAUGUUUCUUCAUUUCUUGUUAGAUGAAAAUACUGAUUAUGCAUUAAUUCCCAGAGUUUAUACCAGCACUUAUAUAUUUCGUGCAUCUUUGAUUUAUAUCACGAAGCUCCUAAAAUCUUAUAGUAAUCUAGUCAUACUCAAAGGUUUUUGCACAUUAGAAAUGCUCUUCAACAGAACACCAAAAUUGUCUCAUUUGAUAUUAGAGAUUGAAGCUAAUGAAGGAUUGUGUGAGGUAAUGGAAAAAAUUGUAGUUUACAAUCAAUAUCAAGAAAUGCGGCAACGAGCUUUGGAUGUUUUCAAACUUUAUUUGCAUAAGUUUGUCCCUAAGGGCCAGUAUCUCCUUCUUACUAAUUUAAUUUUCAAGAUACAGCAUUCUGGUCUCUCAGGAUAUAUGAUAACACAAUAUAAAGAAAUUCUGUUUGAAAUGCAACAAAAACAGCAUCCAGAGGUCAGUAAUUUUGAAGGGGAUAAAAUGUAUAUUUUCAUAAAAAAAUGUUAUGGAACAAUUGAUUCUGAAGGGGCAUUUCAAUACGAUAAGAUAGUAUCUUUGUUAAAUCUUAUGAGAUUUGCAGUAGUCCAAGUUAAAACAGAAGAUUGUGAGAAAUUCAGAAGAGUUUCCAAUGCCUGGAGGGAACAGUUCUUCAAUCGUCUGGAAUCUUCUUUAGAAAAAUUAAAAAGAGUUAUAAGACAGAAAAUUUUCAAUGUUGAAAAUGAUAGUCCUGAACCUAAUUUUGAGUUUAGUUUGCAUUUUGAAGAUGCCGAAGAUAUUGAUUCUUUAUCUAAACCAAAAAAACUGGAAUCUCUUCAGUCUUCUCUAACUGAAAUUGAAAUGACAGAAAGUUUACUGAAGCGAGUUAUUGAAUUGCUAGAAGAAAAAAACUGUUAGAUGUGCAAUACUUCAUGAAGCAUAAUGUGAAUGUUUAUUGCAAUUAGAAAUGUUAGCGAAUGUUGAUGUUUGUUGGUGAAAAUUUUGAAAUGCUAUUUGUUUGUUUUAAUAUUGAAGUUUAUUUUUCCAUUGAAUUAUAAAUGGUUAAUAUGUGAGCUUGUUAACUGCCGAUACUGAAAAUAAAAAAAACAACUGGUUUUUGUA
Molecule: messenger RNA, 2049 nt
Organism: Coccinella septempunctata (seven-spotted ladybird)
Lineage: Eukaryota; Metazoa; Arthropoda; Insecta; Coleoptera; Coccinellidae
Exons: 1
Coding region: 202-1845 (547 amino acids)
Cellular component (GO): cytoplasm
Molecular function (GO): ubiquitin-protein transferase inhibitor activity
Source: RefSeq, a predicted model, not a curated record